UGUGAACAAGAUAGUUACGGUCUUCAUAAGAUGAUGAGGUUGCUACCAUUCGAUCGCGCAGUCAACGCCCUUUUGUCAUCAAUCAUUGCAAACCUCCGCGUAGGCUACACGAUGCUUCCCAAGAUCGACAUUGAGGAGACCGCUCGCCCGGCAUCUCCUAAAGUCGGGGCGCGGGAGGAUAACAUUACUCUCCCCAAGCCGUCAUCCCACAAACCAUUCCACCGCAAAGCCUACACCGGCGCCCUCAUCUUCAACCUCGCUUCCUUCAUUCUCCCAGCCCUCUACGGCACCCUCUCGAAGCUGUGGGUCGCCAACAUCGAUUCUUCCCUUGUCGUAACCACCGACGCAUACACCUACAUCGGCGUAGUCGCAGAGGUCCUCAAUGAAGGCCUCCCGCGAGCGGCAUGGGUCAUCAUCGGCGACCAAGCCUCUCGUACCCUCGGAGAACGGCUCCAACUCACACACACUCUCAUCCUCUUCCAGUCCAUCUUGGGCCUGGUCAUGAGCCUGGCAUUCGUGGGUGGGGCCAAGACGUUUGCUAAUGGCUUCGUGCCUGUGGAAGUCCGCGAUGUGAGCGUAACAUACGUGCGCAUCGGAGCGUUCAGCGCUUUCAGCUCUUCGGUUGAGACAGCUGUUGCGUCGGCUACGAGGGCGCUCGACCGACCUGAUGUUCCGUUGAUCAUCAACUCCGUCAAGUUCGCCGUUAACAUCAUUUUGGAUCUGCUGAUCAUCUCGAAGAUCCAUGUUGGCUCUCAUCAGCCCACGGUCAAUAUGCAAGCAGGGAUCCAGCUCGCUUGCAGCCUGGCGUCGGCAUUUCUGGGUCUGGCAUACUUCCUCUGGAGGAACACCAUUCCAUAUCAGAAGGACAGAGAUAACCGAGAAGAUUGGAGUACAACAAAUGCCAGUGCCAACGCGCUUCUAAUCCUGCUUCGUCCCGGCAUUCUGACCUUUAUCGAGUCGGCAAUCCGAAACGCACUUUAUCUCUGGCUAGUCAGCAACAUCGUGUCUAUGGGAUCAACAUAUGCGACAGCAUGGGGUGUUUUCAUCACGAUUCGAUGGGGGCUUAUCAUGGUCCCUGUCCAAGCCCUCGAGCAGACCUCCCUCGCUUUUGUCGGUCACGCCUGGGGUGCCUGGAGACAGGCGAUCGGGGUUGAAACCCGCCGUCCAAAGGCUACGAACCAAGACGUCAUCAAAAUCAUCCGGCCAGCUCUCAUCUCCCUCAUCAUUGCUCUCAUCAUCGAGGUCCCUGUCUGUCUGUUCCUCACAUAUUUCGGUGCCCGUCCUUUCGCCCGAUACCUCAGCGGCUCGGAUGAGGUUGCUGACGUGACGGCAAUGAUGUGGCGAACCAUUGACUGGUGUUAUAUCUUCUACGCCAUGUCUACGAUGCUAGCGACAAUCUUGCUGGCAACGCGACCAAGAUGGUACCUUUGGCAAAGUCUGGCAAGCAAUUUGCUCUAUGUGUUGCCAUGGGCUGUUGUUUGUCAGACAGCGAGUUUGUCGGCUGAUAAGGCUUGGACCUAUCAUAGUUUCGUUUUUGGUGGUAGUCUUGUCUUUAGUUUCGUUGAUAUUUGUGUCGUUGAUGGACUCUGGAUUUGGACUUUGAUGACUAGCAGGAUGAGACUGGAAGUGUUCAAUUCCUGAGACUGGAAGUAUUCAGAAAUUGAACAACAAGCGGACGGCUUACUGUGAUAUGCAGGACCCGAUAGAAAGUUCACUGGUAGUCCAUAACACGGCCCUCGAUUGCAAUCCCAUGCCUGUCAGCUAACUAACUCCUU
This is a messenger RNA of Colletotrichum destructivum, 1775 nucleotides long. RefSeq lists its product as uncharacterized. The transcript has a single exon. The coding region runs from base 31 to 1641 and encodes 536 amino acids. Lineage: Eukaryota; Fungi; Ascomycota; Sordariomycetes; Glomerellales; Glomerellaceae. The record is from RefSeq and is a predicted model, not a curated record.